Messenger RNA from Triticum aestivum (bread wheat), 497 nucleotides. Its product is annotated as probable fibrosin-1. Bases 1 to 489 code for a protein of 162 amino acids. Lineage: Eukaryota; Viridiplantae; Streptophyta; Magnoliopsida; Poales; Poaceae. The transcript has 2 exons. The record is from RefSeq and is a predicted model, not a curated record.
AUGCGGGAUGUGAAGGUUCUGAGUGUUGAGCAGAUGUUAAAAGAUCCCUCGCCGGAGGAAUGGCGGCGGUGGCCGCGCCCGCGGCCGAGGCGCAGGCGCAGGCGGAGGAGCCCUCUCCUCCCCGCCCGCCGCCCUCGAGAAGUGCGCCGCGCGACGGACGCCGAGGAGGGGGAGGAGCGGCCGGAGGCGAAGCGGCGGCGCGCGCGCGUGGCCGCGCUCGAGAAGGUCCCCAGCGCGGCGGCGGCGGCGGCUGCGGCCGCCGCGGCGGCGAGCGAGGAGGAGGAGGACGACGGGUUCUCGUUCCUCGCGCGGAGCUUCUCCGGGGUGGAGACGACGCCCAAGUUCGGGUCCUUCAACCCCGCCGCCGCCAAGUUCGUGGCCUUCCACAUGGCGUCCCCGCCGCCCCUGGUCGACCCGGCGGAGGAGUCCCCGCCGGUGGCGGUGGGUGGGGACGGGGAGGAGAAGGGCAAGGACGGCAAUUCACACUAGCGCGGGCA